AUGGUUCAUAUCGUAUCAUCUGUUCAAAAGUCUGUGGCGCAUAUCGUAUCAUCUGCCCACAAGUCUAAAGCUCAUAUCGUAUCAUUUGAUCACAAGUCUAAGGCUUAUAUUGUAUCAUUUGCUCAAAAGUCUAUGGCUCAUAUCAUAUCAUCUGCCCAAAAGUCUAUGGCUCAUACCAUAUCAUUUGUUCACAAGUCUAUGGCUCAUACCAUAUCAUUUGUUCACAAGUCUAUGGCUCAUAUCGUAUCAUCUGUUCACAAGUCUAUGGCUCAUAUCGUAUCAUCUGAUCACAAGUCUAUAGCUCAUAUCGUAUCAUCUGAUCACAAGUCACGAAGCUUCUAUUAUUAA
Messenger RNA from Lottia gigantea (owl limpet), 348 nucleotides. RefSeq lists its product as hypothetical. Bases 1 to 348 code for a protein of 115 amino acids. The transcript has a single exon. The record is from RefSeq and is a predicted model, not a curated record. Lineage: Eukaryota; Metazoa; Mollusca; Gastropoda; Lottiidae.